Molecule: messenger RNA, 1299 nt
Organism: Diplodia corticola
Lineage: Eukaryota; Fungi; Ascomycota; Dothideomycetes; Botryosphaeriales; Botryosphaeriaceae
Product: chitin biosynthesis protein
Exons: 2
Coding region: 1-1299 (432 amino acids)
Biological process (GO): Golgi to plasma membrane transport; conjugation with cellular fusion
Cellular component (GO): exomer complex; trans-Golgi network
Molecular function (GO): protein dimerization activity
Source: RefSeq, a predicted model, not a curated record
AUGCUGGUCUCGUUGACCGUCGGCAAGGUCGAUGCCGGCGUCGCCGUGCUGCUGACCGAGGACAAACGCCUGAUUGAAUUUCCCUCGAUUCUGCUACCGCCCGACAUCUCCUCUGGCAGCAUUGUCGACAUUACCGUCGCCCGCAACCACCAGUCCGAGCAGGCCGCCCAGCAGGCUUUCCAGAAGUUGCAGUCCAAAAUUUACCAGACAUUCGGCACCCGCACCCCCGAGCCGCCCAUCCUCCGCUGCCGCAAUGCCACCCAGACGUCUGUCGUGCUCGAGUGGGAUCCCAUCCAGCUGGCCACGGCCGAGCUGCGCAGCCUGAGCCUGUACCGCAACGGCAGCAAGGCCGGCAGCAUCCCGCGGCCCAAGGACAUUCAGAGCACAAAGAUAUCCGGCCUGGCUGUCGACACCGAGUAUGUUUUCCACCUGGUCUUGCGCACCUCGGCUGGCACCUUCAGCAGCGAACGUCUGGCCGUGCGCACCCACAAGAUGACAGAUUUGUCCGGCAUCACCAUCACUCCGGGCAUCAUGCCCGCCCAGCUCAGGGAGAGCCUGACCGAGACGGCCGAACGCGUCGGCGCAAAGAUGAUCGACCAGGUGCGCAUCGACACCACCCACUUCGUCUGCACAGAGGGCCGCGGUCCGCUUUGGGAGAAGGCCGUGGAGAUGAACAUUCCCGUCGUCGUGCCGGAUUGGGUCAAGGGCUGCGAGCGCGAGGGUCGCAUCGUCGGCGUGCGCCAAUACUACAUAAACGCAGACCCCCGCCUGCGGCAGAUGGGCCCGCCGUCUGGCCAGCACCAGAACUUGCCCAGCCACGGUCGGAGUCAGAGCAUGGCGCAGGCCAGCUCGAGGCCCACUCCGAUGCCCAGCCCGCGCACCGAGAUCACGCCUCCAACGCCCGAGCAAGUCCGCAAAGAACCCCCGAAUGGUGCAGUCGCUCACGCAGCAGCUUCUCCGUUGCAACAACCACCCGAAGAACCCGCCCACGAAGACCAGCCUCCGCCCCCGCCGCCAAAGGAAGACGGCAAGAGCCCGUCGCCGGAACCCGGCAGCGGCAGCGGCAGCGGCAGCGGCAGCGGCAGCAGCAACGAUGGCGGCCCCGUGGAAGAGCCGACGAACGGGGAAGGCGAGCUCACGCCCGAGGCGCCACGUCAUGCCGACGCGAGCGGAGACGAGUCGGACGGCAACACAGAGACGCCCGACGGCGGCGAUGAGAAGCGGCUGGAAGCCGGGGCUCCCCCGAGCGAGGCUGGUGCGAGUCCGAGUGUAGCCAGUUUUCAGGACGUCGCGUUGUGA